Molecule: messenger RNA, 3161 nt
Organism: Vicugna pacos (alpaca)
Lineage: Eukaryota; Metazoa; Chordata; Mammalia; Artiodactyla; Camelidae
Source: RefSeq, a predicted model, not a curated record
UGGCAGAGGGGUGUGAUGGCGCUGUGCCUCCCUUGCCAUGGUCGGGUGACUGAGUCCUCCGUCCCUCCCAAAGGUUACACGAGGGACAAGUCCUUCCUGGCCAUGGUGGUAGACAUCGUGCGGGAGCUGAAGCAGCAGAACCCCCGGCUCGUGUACGUGUGCGACCCGGUGAUGGGGGACAAGUGGGACGGAGAAGGCUCAAUGUACGUCCCGGAGGACCUCCUCCCCGUUUACAGAGAGCGGGUCGUGCCCGUGGCAGACAUCAUCACCCCGAACCAGUUUGAGGCUGAGUUGCUGAGUGGCAGAAAGAUCCACAGCCAGGAAGAAGCCUUAGCGGUGAUGGACAUGCUGCACUCGAUGGGCCCCGACACGGUGGUCAUCACCAGCUCCGACCUACCCUCCCCGAGGGGCAGAGACUACCUGAUCGCACUGGGGAGCCAGAGGACGCGGACCCCCGACGGCUCCGUGGUGACGCAGCGCAUCAGCAUGGAGAUGCGCAGGGUGGACGCAGUCUUCGUGGGCACCGGGGACCUCUUCGCCGCCAUGCUCUUGGCCUGGACGCACAAGCACCCCAACAGCCUCAAGGCGGCCUGUGAGAAGACCGUGUCGGCCAUGCACCACGUUCUGCAGCGGACCAUCAAAUGUGCGAAAGCCAAGUCUGGGGAAGGGCUGAAGCCCAGCCCGGCCCAGCUGGAGCUGAGGAUGGUCCAGAGCAAGCAGGACAUCGAGAACCCCGAGAUCGUUGUCCAGGCCACGGUGCUGUGAGGGCCGCGAGUCCCCGCCUCUUGUGACGCAGUGUUAGGUGUCCCCGUUUUCGUCCUUGUGAAACGUGUAACGUCUGCCUUAGAGCUGUGACCGAAACUUGAUAUUUUUUCUUUCGUGAGUGUCCAGCAUCCACGGGUCUUAAUUGUGAAAAUGUGCCGGUUGUGCUUUUCAAGAGUAACUAAGUGAUCACAGGUGUUUGUAGUUUGGGACCCCCAGCUCCCCGCUCCCAAGGCCCCCAGGCCCCCCGGGAAAACCAGCUCCAUGUCCACGUCUCAGGGGUGUCCUCCCCGGGCUCUGGGACGGCUUGGGGUGCGUGGUAGGUCCCCGUCCUGAGUGUGGGGUCCGGGGACGCCCGCGUCUGCCUCUCUGAGAGCGAGUCGGAGGUCACCCGUUCCUGUCCAGAAGGGUGAUGCCGGAUGUAUGUCUUCUGGGUCUGGCCUGUCCUGUGUUCCUAGUCCACAACUUUUUGCCUCUUACCUCUCCACAGGGCAGGCCCCCGGGGGUUCAGAUACUCCACUUUUGUCCGUGGCGUGGACAGGCUCCUGCAGCUCAGGCGCAGGCCCUGCACAGCCACUUUGGCGGGGACCUUCCCUGGACCCCCAAAAUCCGCAGAUCUCACGCGUGUCCGGGGACUGCCUUGUGACUCCCAGCAUUUCCAGGGACCUGCUGGGCAACAGGACAGAGGCCGCUGUACAGCCGAGGGCGGCCUGUGGGAAGGUCACAUCAGGCUCCUUUUGGAAAACUCACCCAGUUUCUAGGGGAACAGGUUAAGUGCUGUUUGCCCCUGACUGCUGGUGACAAAUGCACUGGGUCCCCGUGUUAGUGCACAGACAGGUCCGGAGGCCGGAGGUGGCUCCUGCCCCACUGUUGGCGUGUUAACCCCACCGGCCAGUUACCUCGUCCCCUGCGUCGCUCCCGCCACAGUCCCUCGUCCUGUGAUAGCAGGUGCCAGGAAGCAAGAGGCGUGCGGGAGCCAGCCGCAGCCCCCACCCCGGGUGGGGCGGGGCUGCAGAGGAGCAGCUGUCCGUGAUGCCUCAGGUGGGCUGGGGCCCCGAAGGCCACAGCAUAAGCCCUGAUACCGGUCCAGUUGUCUGCUGCCGGGGUGACCUCCCUGGCCCCACUUGGCCCAGAAUUGUGGAGAUUCCCCCAGGCAUGGCUGCAAGUAGGCUGAAGACUCAGCCCGCCCCCCGACUCUGGGGUUGCAGCUGUUUGCAUCCCCCGGGAACCCACAGCCUGGGGGAAAGGGAAAUUGCAGGAUGUGGGUCCCAGGAAGGCAGGCUGUCCAAGGGCUGCCCUGGUCCGCGACCCUGGCUCUGUCCCCACAAGCAGCCCUGUCCUGGAGCCCGCACCUUCUCCUGGCUGUUCCCGGGUGUCCAGGACAAGCCCCCGCCCGGUACUGCUUUCUUCUCUUCGUUGAAAAUGCCCCGAAACGAAGACGGGGCACGAGUGCCUGCGCGCGGGGCCAGGGGGCCUCAGCUCCCCGAAGUGGCCAGCGGGUCAGGGUGUCUGUGUCCGUGUCUCCUGGUCCCUGCAGGCCCCGCUGGCCGAGGAGGAGGAGGAGGAGGGCCGUGGCUGGUGGAGGCGGCCUCCCCAGCAGGGCGGCCCGGGGCCAGCCGCAGUCCCCCCGGCCCUGGGCCCCCGCAGAGCCUUUAACGGACAAUGCUGUCACUGCCACGUAGCGCUGGGGAGACGGCCAUCCCACCCGCCUGCGGGAAACCCUUUUUCUUUUUCUACAUAAGGUUUCUCAGUUCCUUAAGUUUUAUUUCAGAGGUUUGGGCCUCACGUUCGGUUGCCUCUGACUUCCCAGUGUCAGGAACGGAACGGUGAGAACCAUUCCACCCGUAAAACUGGGAACUCUGGCAGGGUCUGAGGCUCGCGCUCCUGUCUCCGCUGGCUGUAAGGCCCCAGCCACGAGGGGAGGCUGUGGCCUGAGCCCUCUGUCCUAAGAGAAGGAAACGGGGCUCCUGGGAGCCUUUGCAGAGGGCAGGGCUCGGAGGGAGAACAUGAGCGUCUGUGGGAAACCACGGCCGAACUCCCCACGCGGCAGUGUCCUUCUCGUCCUGAUGUUGCUCCCCGCGUAUCAGCCUCGUUCUCAGGGGGACCUACUCUGUUUGUCGUGGCGACGGCAGAGGCCCCAGACUAUCUCUGUUCAGAAUUUCCCAUCCAGAAGCUUCCCAUGGCCAGUGGCAGUGGUUUUUGAUAACAGUUUGGGUCCAAGUUAGAAUUAACUUUUUUUUAACCCUCCAUAGUUUAGUAACAUGCAGAAUAAUAAUUUAUUUUAAGAUGAGAGAUAUAUUGGCCCUGAGUCGCCUGCUUACUACCAGAGUGUAGAUUUCAAAUCUUAUUCUGUAGUCCUUAAAGAUGAAUUACAAAAUACAGUCCAUCUUUUUUAACCA